AUGGAUAAACUUGCAACUGAAAUUAUUACUGCAGGAUAGCACAACGUUACUUUCCAUGUUGAAGGAAGAGAAGAUGGUAAGGGAUAUUUGACAUAACCUAAUGGCGGAUCUAAGCAUGGUUUAGUAUUAAUUUAAGAAUGGUGGGGCUUGAACCAAUCAUUAUGCAUCACUGCUGAUAAAUUCUCUGCUAAGGGAUUCACUGUUAUUGUGCCUGAUGUAUAUAGAGGAAAAUGUGCUAAAAACAGAGAAGAAGCAGGACACUAUUUCAGUGAUUUGGAUUGGACAGGUGCUGUAGCUGAUAUGAAAGGAGCUGCCUUACAUCUUAAGGAGAAAUUAGGAUGUACUAAGGUUGGUAUCCUUGGUUUCUGCUUAGGUGGUGCAUUGACAUUUGCUGCUUUAUCUACUACUUAACAAGUUUUUAGUGCUGGUGCUCCCUUUUAUGGUGUUCCUGAUUUGACUAAAUUCCCAUUGAAGAACAUCCACGUCCCAGUCCAAGCCCACUUUGGAGAGCUUGACACUUCAAAAGGAUUUUCUGAUCCCGAAACUGCUAGAAAAGUUGAAAAGGAAGCCCACGAAUUAAAGCUUCAAUUUGAACUCAAAUUAUGGAAGGACGGUGAACAUGCUUUUAUGAAUUAGAAUUCAGUACAUUACAAUGCUGAUGUAGCUCAUAAAGCUCUUGAAGAAGUUGCUGCCUUCUUCUAGAAGCAUUUAAAUUGA
This is a messenger RNA of Tetrahymena thermophila SB210, 717 nucleotides long. Its product is annotated as dienelactone hydrolase family protein. Gene Ontology annotation, molecular function: hydrolase activity. The transcript has 3 exons. NCBI's taxonomy places the organism in Eukaryota, Ciliophora, Oligohymenophorea, Hymenostomatida, Tetrahymenidae. The record is from RefSeq and is a predicted model, not a curated record.